Molecule: messenger RNA, 1477 nt
Organism: Trichoderma asperellum CBS 433.97
Lineage: Eukaryota; Fungi; Ascomycota; Sordariomycetes; Hypocreales; Hypocreaceae
Source: RefSeq, a predicted model, not a curated record
UUUCUCUGUAAUAGAGCCUUUAUAUCCCACUCGAGAUUCCAUGCGCUGGUCUUUGCUAUAUUGACCACUAGGCAGCAAUACAAUGUAGUACAAGCCUGCUUACCAAACCUCUCACCGAGCCGAGGCACGGACAAGUGGUAACGAAUCUGUCAAAUUUCGCCGACCAGGCGGGUCAUUUCGUGCCCAACAAGGCGAGUCACAUCCCAACAAAGUCACAUGGAGAUCUAUUAUCAUUUUGACAGCCUUUAUCAAUCCCAAGACGGCGCAUGAAUGCUCGAGUGUGAACCAAGUGCUAGAAGAUUCAACCUCUUCAAUAAUAUUACGCCUCAUAACAUUCGGCAGUCAGAAAUAUUGGCGAUAAAAAAACUUCAACAUGAUUGAGAAAAAAGACUUUUUUCCAGGCUUUACCCCCUUAUCAGCGCAGGUUUUCAUCCGCCACCCAGAUGCACAGAGCGAUGCUAUUGAGCGUCCAACUGAUCCCAGAGCCGUUCUCAUCUAUUCAUGGGGCGAUGGACAGCCCAAAAACCUGAUCAAAUAUGCAGAUGGAUACAGAGAUCUCUUCCCCUGCUCAACGCAGAUCGUCGUGCUGGCUCCCAUCUCAACAGCCAUGUGGUCAAAUCUCGAACAACGCACACAGGCUAUGAGACCUGUAAUUGAUGCCAUCUUUCCUAAGGCAUCCAACGACGACCAAGAGACUGAAAAUAGGGAAGACCGCGUGCUGGCACACAUCAUGUCCAACACCGGCGGCAUAAACUAUGCUGCAACACUGAAUGCCUAUCGUGCUGUUCAUGAUAGGCCAAUGCCGCAUCACCUUUUGGUCUUCGACUCCACGCCUGGUAGUGUCAUCAUGACACGCGAAAACUUGGCUCGCUGGUCGCGUGCAAUGGCGUUGGGAACUGCAAACUGGUUCCCUUGGCCAUUUGCCGUGACGCAAACUCUUUGGGCCGGUUUUCUCUGCGGAAAUCGCUUAAUUGAGUGGGUUGUCGGAAAAGAACCCGCUCCAGUGUUCAGUGUGAAGGCGAUUAUAGAUCCGUAUUAUGAGACUAAGGAUACGCGACAUCUGUACAUCUACAGCGAAGACGACGACUUGAUUCCGUACGAAGACAUUGAAGAGCAUAUUGCGGAAGCAAGGAAAAGAGGGUACAAAUCUGAUAACCACAUGUUCAAGGGAAGCGGACACGUACGACAUAUGCAAAUGUUUUCAGAAGAAUACUGGGGCGCUAUUCGAACAUCGUGGAAUAGAGCAACGAGUGAACCUUCUGACAGAGCGUAAAAGAUUCUGUCGAGGUUGAAAGAGUUUAACACGGGCGUGCGUUGUUUUGUAUAGAGUAACUUGCGUUGCAAAUACCCCUUCUAGCAUGUUACAUAAUCUCUAGAUUGAACUCUGUUCUCAAAUGGCAUCCGUUACUAUAGUUUCUUAGAUUGUCCUAACUAUUUCUCUAAUUAUUAUCACCGCAACGCUUUCCAGAGUAUGAGU